AUGGAUGAAUUACGUGGACCUAAUAUUCAAAUUGUACUUCAUGUUAAGGAAGGACUUGGGUUUGGUUUUCUUCGCUCGCCGUUUAUAGUGAGUGGCUCCCUUAAUGGGUAUAUGCUAGAGACAGAUCCUAUGGUACCUACUCAUGCGCCAGCUUUCGAUGCUGAGCUAGUUUGGGAAGCAGAUAAGAGAAGAUUUCGAAGUCUGCGAGUACAAAAUGUUCCAAUUAAGGUUGAGGUGUUUACAAUGGGCUCACAAGGGAGGAAGGAUAAAAUAGGGUAUAUCCUACUAAGUUUGCUGGGCGCACAACCUUGCCCUUCUAAUAAAAUCAUAGAUGUGAAAUACUCAUGGAAUAAAUUACUAGGCAUAAAAUCAGAAGGAAAAUGUUGUCAACCUCAAUUAUUGAUGAGUCUGUCUAUUGAAGACCGAGUCCAUACAUUAACUCCACGAAAUGAGCUACGCAUGUUUCAUAGCAAUGAAGUGGCAUAUCCACCCAUUUAUUCUCCUAAUAGUGCUAAUGGGGCGAAAACAAUGCUUUCAACACUGAAAGAGUUCAUGGACGAAAGCAAGAAAACCGUUUCUUCCCCUGAUCUCAAGCCGCAGCUGUUAUGUGAUGAGGGCCUCAUACAAAUUGGCGCUGGGGAUCAACUCUUCAUAUUAAGCUUUGUGAUAGGAUCUGUUGAGAACUUGGACUUAUUACUGCCUAAUGACAUGGGAAAAGACGCCACUGAUUGCUGUGUUACGUAUUCCAUAUUUACACACCAUAUUAUGACCGAUAGGGUCAGCUCGACUCGGCAUAAUGUGGGCUGCAGCGCGGCUUUCAACCAGCGCACCUCACUCCGUCUCCGUAGUGGGCUACCAUCCCUGGCUCGCUACUUCACUGAGUGUCCACACUUGGUUGUAAGGGUCUGCGUCGCCGAUAAAGAAGUUGGCGUGUGCAGCCUGGACCUGCGCAGGCUGGUCCCCACAGACGACGUGUGCCAUUUCGUCAGCGAGUUUGACGGCGCGCUGACGCUACAGGAGCGCUGCUACGUGCUACGGUGUGGGACUACGCCUCCCGCUACGGCGCCGAACAACGCGCCUCUACGCCGGCCAUACGUAGACAUCGAGACGUGCCUCAAGUACGUCGGCGUGGGUGACACCAAACACAGACCCAACACGUUGACGUCCCAAAGCAUCACCCAGCUGCAGAGGGGGGCCGUCGAUGGAAACUUCGAGAAGGAAGCAGUGUGCUACAAGAGCGGCAGUUGCACGCACAUAGAUCGGGACGUCGGCGGCGUCGCUUACACCAACAAGUCGGCUGGGAACACGGCUAGAUACAAAACGGCAACGGGCGAGGAGGUGCUGCGUUCCAGCGAAAUAGCGGAGCUGCUGCGGAAGAUGUGCGACUCGUUCGCCCUCAGCCAAGAGAAGCUUCUGGAAGCGCGCAGUAGGCCAAGCACCAGCGAUGUUCAAGUGCAGUGCGGCCCAACGGAGACGAAGGGAGACGGGGGAGAUGAGAAGAAUGGAGAUGCUAAGAGAACAGACACUGAAAGUGAAAAGACUUGUGCAGACACCAAAGCGCAAGCUAAACAAAAUCCACCGCUACCUUACACAGAGAAAGAUCUGGUGAAACAAGUUAUACCUGCCCUGGACAGGGAUGCUAUUAUGCAGAAGUUCGUCAACGAGCUCGAGGAUUGGAAGGAGAGGCAGCAGGAGCUGUUCAAAUGUCAGCUGAAGCGCAAAGAGGAGUACCACCUGGAGCUGCUGGCGCGGGAGUGGCGGGCGCGGCGCGAGGAGCUGGAGCUGAAGCUGUCGCGCGGCGUGGAGCGGUGCCGCUGCCUGGCGCACGAGCUCAGCGCCGCCACGGACGACUUUCGCCUGCGCGGCUACAGGAACACGGAGAGGGAGAGGAAGUUGCUGGAAGCCAAGAAGGCGCUGGAAGCACACUACACUUCCAAAUUCCAAGAGCUGAGGGAUGCGUCUCAGAAAAUGGAGGACGACAUGCAGCACCAGAUAAAGCUGAGGGACAUGAGGGUCGAGGAGUUGGAGAUGAAGCUGCAACAGCAGGAGAAACAGAUAGAAGUGCUGACGAACAAUUUGAAAACCGCUGAGAGGGACGCAGAAAGUAAGCACUCCGGCUUGACCAAGGAUCAGACGGCAAGCUUGAUACAGGAACUGCGCUGCCUCGAGGAGAAGUUGGACAGCGCGUCGCGCGCGAAGGCGUUCUUCAAGGAGCAGUGGGGGCGGGCGGUGCGCGAGCUGCACGUGGACAAGAUGAGCUGCCGCAGGCGGAUGCUGGCGCAGCUGCGCAGGGACAGGAGGCGCCUGGCGCCGCACGGCCUGGACACGAUCGAGGACCACGAAAUGAACAGCGGAGACCAGAGCGACGCGGACCUCAACAAACUUAAGGACGAUUUCUACGCGGACCUCCUGGCGAACACGCCGCCCCUCGAAACGCACCCUACGAUCGGUAUUUCCGGGCCUGAUGGAAUCGACGUGUUCGCCACAACCAAAAACGAUUCAAAGAACACUAUGAAUGACAAGUUGGGCGAGCUUAUCGCGCAACGCGACAGGCUCGUGCGUCAAGACAGUCCCGAUGAGGCAACACUGAAACAAUUGAACAACGAAAUAAGGAGCAUCCUGAUAAACUGCGGCACU
Messenger RNA from Iphiclides podalirius (scarce swallowtail), 2637 nucleotides. The record is from the annotation of a GenBank genome assembly. Lineage: Eukaryota; Metazoa; Arthropoda; Insecta; Lepidoptera; Papilionidae.